GAGAAAUUUGCGCGGGCUCGGACUCGGCGCCGUCAGUCAUGGCGGCUUUCCGCGACAUCGAGGAGGUGAGCUACGGGCUGCUGAGCUUGCUGGGGGCCAACCGCGCCGAGGCGCAGCUGCGGCGGCUGCUCGAGCGCCACGAGCAGAUGGUGGAGCGGCUCCUGGAGACGCAGGACGACGCCGACCAGCGGCUUCGGGAGGUCCUGGCUGUGGAGGAGGAAGUGGCUCAAAGCCUUCUUGAAUUGAAGGAAUCCAUGCGCCAGGAAGACACCAAACUACAGCAGCUGGAUGUCGAUCUCCAGAACGCCAGCAAGGACGAUGCCUGUCUGCAGGCCAGACUCUGUCAGCUCACCACAGAGCUGCAGGAACUCAGAGAGAUGGAGGCGGAUCUCCAGCAACAGGAGACAAAAGUGGAUGAGGACACCACAGUCACCAUCCCCUCUGCAGUGUAUGUGGCUCAGCUGUAUCGCUGCAUUAGUAAAAUAGAAUGGGAUUAUGAAUGUGAACCGGGGACCAUCAAGGGCAUCCACCACGGCCCCACUGUGGCCCUACCUAUCCACCUGGACAGCACGCAGCUCUCACGGAAGUCUGUCAGUGACUACCUCUGGAGUCUGGUGGACACUGCCUGGGAGCCAGAGCCUGGCCUCACGCCUCGGUAGAAUUGGGAUUGAGGGGACCCAGGGGAUCAUUCAGAAUUAAAGGUCUAUGUGCGAA
Messenger RNA from Arvicola amphibius (Eurasian water vole), 714 nucleotides. It is a transcript of the gene Spc24, whose product is annotated as SPC24 component of NDC80 kinetochore complex. Bases 39 to 659 code for a protein of 206 amino acids. The transcript is spliced from 5 exons. The record is from RefSeq and is a predicted model, not a curated record. Lineage: Eukaryota; Metazoa; Chordata; Mammalia; Rodentia; Cricetidae.